ACGACAGUCAGAGAUUCCUAUCGAAGUCGAUUAUAAGACAAAAUUGACGGAACCAUCAUCAUGUUCAAGUGCACGUCCGCGUUUUUGAUCGUGGCGUUGGCCGCGUCGGUAUCGCUGGCCGUCAGCAUACCGACCGAACACCGGCCACAGGAACCGACCGCAGAGCCCAGCAACGUGGUGGUACACAAGAAACACAUCAAGCCUGACAAGAUCGUGCUCAUGUCGGAAGUGUCGUCGUCGCACGACGAUGGCGAGGACGAUAACGGCGGCAGCGGCCUACUGGAAUUGGGGAUGUCCGCUCUGCUGGAGGCGGUCAGCACGCCGAAGAAGAUCAUCGGCGCCGUGGCCGGUUACGUGAUCGGCAAACUCAAGUCGUUGAACCUCAAGAAACUCGUCAAGAUCGCCCUACUGGCCGCCCUGGUCACCGUGCUCGGGGCCGUGGCCACCGUGGCCGUGGCCGGUCUCGUGUCCAUCGUGUCGGCGGUGUGCGCGGUGCUGCCGUACCUGAAAUUCGUGUUCGGCGGCCACCACCAUCACCACCACAAGGGCGAGUCCACGUCCGAGUCGCAGAUCGACCUGGUCAGCGAGUUCAUGAUGAGCGCGCUCGAAAAGUACGACGACAAGCGCAAGGCGUGA
Molecule: messenger RNA, 636 nt
Organism: Melanaphis sacchari
Lineage: Eukaryota; Metazoa; Arthropoda; Insecta; Hemiptera; Aphididae
Exons: 2
Coding region: 61-636 (191 amino acids)
Source: RefSeq, a predicted model, not a curated record